Molecule: messenger RNA, 3383 nt
Organism: Micropterus dolomieu (smallmouth bass)
Lineage: Eukaryota; Metazoa; Chordata; Actinopteri; Centrarchiformes; Centrarchidae
Gene: trim46b
Product: tripartite motif containing 46b
Exons: 12
Coding region: 1-2445 (814 amino acids)
Molecular function (GO): protein binding; zinc ion binding
Source: RefSeq, a predicted model, not a curated record
AUGAUGAAAACAGGAGGUCGCUAUUUUCUUAAAAUGGCAGAGAUGGAUUUAAAAACAGCCACAUCAACGAUGGAAGCACUGGUCCGUAUCAGCUCUAACAUGAAGAGCCUGGAGCGUGAGCUACAUUGUCCUGUGUGUAAGGACAUAGUCAAACAGCCUGUGGUCCUGCCAUGCCAGCACAGUAUCUGCCUCAUGUGUGCCUCGGAGGUUUUAGUGGCAAACGGCUACCCGCUUCCAGAACUUCCCCCAGAGCCAAACUCCCCAGCCUCCACACCCAACACCCGCUCACCCCGUCAGGCCCGCAGGCCUACACCUAAGGCUGAGCAGCGACCUAUUGACCGCGUGCUGCGGGCAGGUCCUCACCCACCUUCGCCAUCCAUGCCCCGUUCUCCGGGAUAUGGGACCUAUCCAGGGCGACGCCGUAAGGAGGGCCCACCCCUGGUGAUGAUGUUCCCCUGUGGCCCCUGCGGCCGAGAUGUGGAGCUGGGAGAGAAGGGCCUUACUGACUGUCUGCGCAACCUCACCUUAGAGCGUAUAGUGGAGAGGUACAGACACACAGUAAGUCUGGGCAGUGUGGCUGUGAUGUGCCAGUUCUGUAAGCCUCCUCAAGCUCUGGAGGCCACCAAGGGCUGCGCUGACUGCAGGUCCAAUUUCUGUAAUGAGUGCUUCAAGCUGUAUCACCCAUGGGGGACACCACGGGCACAACAUGAACAUAUUCAACCCACACUCAACUUCAGACCAAAGGUUCUGACCUGUCCGGAGCAUGACCAGGAGAAACUACAGUUCUAUUGUAGGUCUUGUCAGCGGCUGCUCUGCCCUCUCUGCAAACUGCGGCGUGUCCACACUGGACACAAAAUCCUGCCAGUGGCCCACGCAUACCAAGCCCUGAAGGAGAAGAUUACGAAGGAGAUGAACUACAUUCUGUCCAACCAGGACACAGUUCUGGGUCAGAUUACCCAGCUGGAGAGUUCCAUCACUCAGACUGAGGUAAACAGUGUGUCAGCCAGAGAGCAGCUGGCUCAGAGCAUCAGGGAUCUGACGGCUGCUCUGGCCGAGCGCCACGCUUCUCUCACCCAGGCUCUGGAGACAGCGCGGCAGAAACGAGGCGAGGCGCUGGCUGCUCAAGUAGCAGAGAGACGGGGAUUGAUGGAACACGCAGGGCUCAUGGCUUUUACCCAGGAGCUGCUGAAAGAAACAGACCAGCCCUGCUUUGUGCAGGCUGCUCGCCAGACUCAUAACAGGCUGAGCAAAGCAAUUGAGAAUCUCCAGCAUUUCACUUUGGCUGCUGAUCCAUCCUUCAGACACUUCCAGCUGGAUGUCUCCAAAGAACUCAAACUCCUGACAGAGUUGAACUUCAUCCAGGCUCCCCUGGCUCCAGUGAUUGAUACCCAGCGCACCUUGGCCUACGACCAGCUCUUCCUGUGUUGGCGGCUGCCCCAAGACUCUGCACCCGCCUGGCACUUCUCUGUUGAGUAUCGGCGUCGGGGUGUGGUACCAGGAGGAGCGUCUAGAGGCGGAAUCAGAGGAGGAUUGGCUGCCGCCCGCUGGGGCUGGCAGCGGUUGGACGAAGUGAGUGAGAGCAGCGCUGUGAUUGACAGGUUGGAGAUGGACAGCGUGUAUGUGCUGCGGGUGAGAGGCUGCAACAAGGCGGGCUACGGGGAGUACAGCGAGGAGGUGUACCUGCACACCCCACCUGCACCAGUGCUCAACUUCUACCUGGACUCUCGCUGGGGUCUCCAUGCUGACCGGUUGGUGGUCAGUAAAGAGCAGCGUUGUGCUCGCAGCGUCCCUGGUCUCUCUCUGCUGCAGGCCGCUGACAACGCCCUCACUUCCUGUCACCUGACCUCGGAUCUCCUGGUGGGGGAUGUGGCUAUUACACAGGGACGGCACUAUUGGGCAUGCUCAGUGGAGCCUGGGUCAUACCUAGUGAAGGUUGGAGUUGGUCUAGAAUCUAAACUGCAGGAGUGGUUUCACCUUCCACAAGACAUGGCCAGUCCCCGCUACGAUCCAGACAGUGGACAUGACAGCGGAGCAGAGGAUGCCCUGGACUCUGCUCCACCAUUCUGCUUCCUCACUAUGGGGAUGGGUAAGAUCUACCUGCCGCAGCACAGUUACCACCAACACCACAGUAAUCAUGGGAACGGUGUCCGCGACCCCAUCAGCAACGGCCCCUCCUCACCCACAGGCCUCACCUACCCGCUGCCACCCCGGCUUGGUGUGUGCCUUGACUUUGAGAAGGGUCGUGUCACCUUCUACGAUGCCCACUCUCUGCGACCUUUGUGGGAAGGUCAUGUAGAUUGUUCUGGCCCCGUGUGCCCGGCUUUCUGUUUUAUUGGUGGAGGGGCGCUGCAGCUGCAGGAGCUGGUAGCCAAUCGCAAUGCAGAUCAGACUCCAGUGAGAAGGGUUACCAUCCAACCUCGUGUCUCUAAUUUAAAUAACAACUGACAGCUGAUCUGAAGUCAUAUGGUUAAUUGGAAUGUAAUUGGUAAUUGUGAAGUAUUUACUCAGCUAGAGCGAAAAGUUAGACAUCUCAGCGAUUUUGUUUUGUAUUUAAUUUUCUUUGUAUAAGAGAAAUGUUUCUAUAGCAAAAAAUAUGCAAUGUAAUUAAGUUUUUUACAUUUUUGUUAUAUGCAGUUUUGCAAGACCUAUUGCUUAAGUAGUGUCUGGUAUAUCCAGCACUUAAUAUGUAAUUAUAUCUUUGAUGCUUGCACUUGUAGCCAGCCUAUAUUGCAUAUGUAUAUAAAGCUAAUGUAGAUACAGCGCCACACAACGCCAUCCUUCCUGUAGAAGCUUUAUCUCUGUCAUUUCAUGUCCUUAAUGUAAAAAGCUGUAGCUUAUGUUUUAGAGAUAUAAACCAUAUGCGAGUACAAAAGAUUUCUUUCCAGUUAUACAACCAUUAUGAUCCCAACCAAAGUUAUUGUUUUUCUGGGGUGUAAAUGUGGUAAAUUAGAGGUAGAGAGGAACAAUGAGGCAGUGCUGUAAUUAGAAGCUCCAAUUAUACCUCUGCUGCACAGCACAGAUUAGCUGCUGCACAGCUAAUCACUAGUUUCCGCAGUUCGGGUUGUGCAUUGCUAGUCUGUAUUUCAAAUACAUGUGUCUGAUGACUGUGUGUGUGUGUGUGUGUAUGUGUGUGUGUGUGUGUGUGUGUGUGCAUGUGUGUGUUUACUUCCCUAUGUGCAUGGGUACGUGUGUGGUUUGACUGAUAACAGCAUUGAUUCAUUGGCUGGUGCUAAAAAGUUGUUUUCUCGUAAAUAAUACUUUUUCCCCCACCAACCUUGCUUGAUUGUAAGUUAAUGAGCAGUGCUUCUUUUAAAAUGAUUACCAGAUUAAAUCCAUGUAAACUUCACCUGCUGGCAGAAUGUUUGCAAAAGAAAAUGGAUUAA